Tribolium madens (black flour beetle) is the source of this 8511-nucleotide messenger RNA. Its product is annotated as sodium channel protein 60E-like. The record is from RefSeq and is a predicted model, not a curated record. Lineage: Eukaryota; Metazoa; Arthropoda; Insecta; Coleoptera; Tenebrionidae. Gene Ontology annotation, cellular component: voltage-gated sodium channel complex; plasma membrane. Bases 336 to 6530 code for a protein of 2064 amino acids. Gene Ontology annotation, biological process: membrane depolarization during action potential; sodium ion transmembrane transport; neuronal action potential. Gene Ontology annotation, molecular function: protein binding; voltage-gated sodium channel activity. The transcript is spliced from 27 exons.
CCUUUACCAAGGAGUCGCUUGAGCGGCUUGAGAGGAAAACUGUGCAACUGGUGCGCGAGUACGGCUUUCAGCCGAGAAGGAAACUCAGUGUUGAGGAUGGCUCAAGGCUGCCGGCCAAGUUCGAGCCGUUCCCCGCCAAACUCUACGGCAGACCGCUCGAGGAAAUAGACAAUUUCAUUUAUGACGAGACCUUCUGUGUGGUUUCCAAGAGGUUUCGUAAGAAUUACAUCCACCGUUUCACCGCCACCAAUUCGUUCUUCUUCUUCAGUCCGUUUAGUUCAGUUAGGAAAGCGUGUAUAUACCUGUCCACCAACCAGUACUUCGAUUAUUUAGUUAUGGCUACUAUUUUGCUCAACUGCGUCUUCCUUGCCAUGGCGGAAACUAUUGAAGAAGCCGAGUAUAUUUUUUUAGCCAUAUAUACGGCUGAAAUGAUAAUAAAGAGCAUCGCUAAAGGUUUUAUAUUAAAUAAGUACACAUAUCUAAGGAAUCCAUGGAAUUGGUUGGAUUUCGUCGUCAUCACCAGCGGCUACGCCACCAUCGGCAUGGAGGUGGGGAAUCUCGCCGGUUUGCGAACGUUUCGCGUCUUACGAGCCCUCAAGACCAUCUCGAUUCUCCCAGGUUUGAAAACCAUCAUCAAUGCGCUUCUCCAUUCGUUCAAGCAGCUCGCGGAAGUCAUGACGUUAACCAUUUUCUGUUUGAUGGUGUUCGCAUUAUUCGCCUUGCAAGUUUACAAGGGUGAAUUACGCAACAAGUGCGUUCUCAAAAUGGACGAUCACAACGCCACCUACGAAACUUGGUUCAAUUGGACGAGCGACCCUAACAACUGGAUAGUACGCAACGAAACGGGCGAACCCUUGCUCUGUGGUAACGUGACGGGCUCUCGACACUGCCCCUCGACACAUACGUGCAUCUGUGUUGGUGAAAAUCCCAACCAUGGAUACACAAGUUUCGAUAACUUCCUUUGGUCGAUGCUCACCACCUUUCAGCUCAUCACGCUCGACUAUUGGGAGAACGUUUACAAUAUGGUGCUGUCAUCGUGUGGUCCAAUAAGUGUUUCGUUUUUUACAGUGGUAGUUUUUUUCGGUUCGUUUUACCUAAUUAAUCUAAUGUUGGCUGUGGUAGCGCUAAGUUACGAAGAGGAAGCAGAAAUAACGCAAGAGGAACGCAAAAAAGAACUCGUGGAUCACCGCGAAGAUUCCACGUUCAGCUUUGACCCCUCGAGUCUAAACGUAAAAAAACUGUCGAAGCACAAAAUCAAAAAAAUCGACGCGAGGAAAGGCGUCCUUCUGUCGUCAUACACGCGAAAAAAGACUAGACGAAGAAAGCGAAAUCGAAGCACCAACAAUCCCAACAAAUCCCCAAGCAGCUCCGCUGCCGUCGAAGCUGCCAAUGCUAAAGAAGACUCGGCAAAAACUUCGCCCAAGCCUAAUAGGUCCGUCACGCCGAGUCCCAGUCCCAGCCCACGUCAUAGCAGGAGCUCCUCGCGUCCGCAGAUGCUGCCUCUGCCACUGCCCCCUCCCCGCCACGUGCAGCUCUCCGACCCCAGGUGUCCAGACACCUUGCACCCUUCCAACACGCUCGCGCCCACACGAACGGGGCUCAGCAGUAGGCAAGCGAGCAGCAAUAGUGGCGAGGGUAACAACCGGGAGUCCUCGCUGGAUGAUUCCGGCGUGGUGGACGACCACGAAACCGAAGGGGACGCCACGUCGGAGGAUGUGGCUUCACACUUACCGCAGCAGCCGCCACGGCAAAGGAUAGAGGUGACACCUGUUACGGUGGCUCUUAGCCCCAAAGAGAUCAAAGUAAUCAAGUGCAACGGAGUAGGAAGUUGCAAGAAAAAGAAGCAGAUGUACGCCCUUCCGCCGGAUUAUCUAUCACACAUUGUCGUUAUCGACGACCAGAUUCCGGAUCGAAACUGUUCCGGUUGUGAACAGUGCUGUGUGGACUACGAUGGAUGGUUGCAGUUUCAGCAAGCCCUCUAUCGAAUAGUCCGGGACCCACUCUUCGAGCUUGCUAUUACAGUCUGCAUUGUGCUCAAUACCAUGUUCCUAGCCAUGGAGCACCACGGCAUGAGCGACGACGUGCUCAAGGCUCUAGACAUAGGCAAUAAAGUUUUUACUUCCAUUUUUACGUUCGAAUGUUGCCUGAAGCUGAUGGCGCUCAGCAAAGAAUUUUUCUACUGCGGCUGGAACAUCUUUGAUUUAAUUAUAGUUUCGGCGAGCGUUCUAGAUCUGAUAUUCGAACUUGUCGAUGGGUUAUCGGUACUGCGAGGAUUGCGAUUGUUGAGAGUUCUAAAGCUGGCUCAAUCGUGGAUAACUAUGAAAGUGUUGCUCAGCAUCAUAAUUAGCACGAUAGGAGCUUUGGGGAAUCUUACCUUUGUUCUUGUUAUCGUCAUUUAUAUUUUUGCCGUAAUAGGAAUGCAACUUUUCGCCAAAGACUACACUCCCGAGAAGUUCUAUCCCGACCCCGUUCCUAGAUGGAAUUUCACUGAUUUUUUUCAUUCGUUCAUGAUGAUUUUUCGGAUCCUUUGCGGCGAAUGGAUCGAACCUUUGUGGGAUUGCAUGCGCGCGGAGAGUACCGAGGGACCUGGCACGUGCCUCGCUGUUUUCCUUCCUACUCUAGUAAUGGGAAACUUCAUGGUCUUGAACUUGUUCUUGGCUUUGUUACUCAACAGUUUCAAUUCCGAAGAGCUCAAAACGCGAAAAGAGGAAGUUGGAGAUGAGUCGAAAUUAGCUCAGAGCUUUGAACGGAUCCGGGACUUGAUCAGGAAGCGGCGACAGCAACGAAUGCAAGAACAAAAACAAAACGAAAACAAUUCACGACUGGAGCAGAUUGUCCGGGAAGUCAUGCAAAGGCGAGCUGAGGAAGAAGCGUUCAAAACAGGAAUAACAACUAAAGCUAUACAGGAAACUGUGGUUGGAUUUCCUAGGGACAAACGCAGUUACCAAGAAGCGAUGAAUAGGCCGAUCUCAAUCAUAAGUUAUGAUCAUCCACCGGACUAUCAGACAAUACAAGAAGGAGAGAAUGAGGAAAAGUAUGCGAGGAGAUAUUCGACAUUGAUUAACGGUAACUCAGAAGAGAGUGAUAAUGCGGAGAAGGCACGACUUAUCGAAAACAAAAAGACUGACGUUAGAUUACUCCAGAACAUGUCUUCGGGCAGAGGAACCACGAAUGAUAGUAAAGAAGAAAAUACCGAAAGUGUAGAGAUGAAAAACAUCGACAGGGGAACAUCCGUCGACACGGAACACGACGAAGAGUCCGCUUUAUGUCCGGAUUCCCAUAAAAAUUGCAACAAGAGGGGCGAGCACGAAGAUGACAGUCAGAAGCCGUGGCAAACUUUAGUGUCCUACGUAGACGAGUUAACCGUUGGUGGCCGAAGAAACUCCAAAGGGCAAUACAUUGACGGAAUGGGAAACUUUCCCGGUUUCGGUAACAAGAAACCGCCUAAAGUACCACCAAACUGUUUUCCCCAUCAUUGUUACCAACAGUGCGCUUGUUUCAAUUACUGCUUGAACACUAGUGUUGGUAAAAAGUGGACAAAGAUAAGGACAAUGGUUUUACGAGUUGUUGACACUCCCGGAUUCGAGUGGUUUAUUUUGGUGUUGAUUUUCGCGUCUAGUGUGACACUGUGCUUUGAGGAUAUUCAUUUGGAUGAAAGUCCGGACUUGAAAAGCGUUCUCUAUUGGACGAACUUAGCGUUUUCGAUUAUUUUUAUUAUCGAGAUGUUGUUAAAAUGGAUCGCGCUGGGGUUCCACAAGUAUUUUACCAGCUUUUGGACUUUGUUAGACUUUUUAAUAGUUUUCGUCUCCCUCUUCAGUUUACUGAUUGAGGAAAACGAAAACUUGCGAGUUUUACGUUCAUUACGAACAUUAAGAGCCUUACGACCGUUACGUGCCAUUAGCCGGUGGCAAGGGAUGAGAAUCGUGGUCAACGCUUUAAUGUACGCAAUCCCUAGCAUCUUCAACGUGUUGUUAGUGUGUCUAGUAUUUUGGUUGAUUUUUUCCAUCAUGGGUGUACAGUUUUUCCGUGGAAAAUUCUACAAAUGUCUUGACGAAAACGACGAAUUAGUGCCCAUAGAAAUUGUUAACACUCGCCAGGAUUGUUUAACUCUCAACUACACUUGGAUCAAUUCCAAGAUAUCUUUCGAUCACGUUGGAAUCGCCUAUCUUGCACUGUUCCAAGUGGCUACGUUUGAGGGUUGGAUGGAAGUAAUGGCCGACGCGGUAGACGCCCGAGGGGUUGAUUUGCAACCCCAACGGGAGGCUAACCUUUACGCUUACAUUUACUUCGUUAUUUUUAUAGUCUGUGGUUCUUUUUUUACUUUAAAUUUGUUUAUCGGAGUCAUCAUCGAUAAUUUCAACAUGUUGAAAAAAAAGUACGAAGGUGGUGUGCUAGAGAUGUUCCUCACCGAAAGCCAAAAGCACUAUUACACCGCCAUGAAAAAGCUCGGGAGGAAAAAACCCCAAAAGGUCAUUAAAAGACCAAUGAACCAAUUUCUGGCAAUGUUUUAUGACCUGUCGAACUCGCGCAGAUUCGAAAUAGCAAUAUUCGUGUUGAUUUUUCUUAAUAUGUUAUCGAUGGGGAUCGAACAUUACAAUCAGCCCCAUGCUGUGUUCUUCAUUUUAGAAGUUAGUAACGCGUUUUUCACUACAGUAUUCGGUUUAGAGGCUAUCGUCAAGAUAAUAGGACUAAGGUAUCACUACUUCACGGUUCCGUGGAAUGUGUUCGACUUUUUACUAGUAUUGGCUUCCAUUCUCGGCAUUUUAAUGGAAGACAUCAUGAUUGAUUUUCCCGUGUCGCCGACUUUACUACGGGUGGUCAGGGUGUUUAGGAUAGGACGCAUUUUGCGCUUAAUAAAAGCGGCCAAAGGCAUCCGAAAGUUGCUUUUUGCCCUCAUUGUGUCUUUGCCUGCCCUUUUCAACAUAGGGGCUCUUCUAGCCUUAAUCACCUUCAUUUAUGCUAUAAUCGGAAUGUUCCUCUUCGGUCACGUAAAGCAACAAGGUGCUCUCGACGACAUGGUCAACUUCCAAACUUUCGGAAGAUCGAUGCAUUUGCUCUUCAGACUGAUAACUUCAGCUGGAUGGAACGACGUUUUAGAAUCGUUAAUGAUCGAACCUCCAGAAUGCGAUCCACAUUAUAAGAAUCAGUCAAACGGCGACUGCGGAUAUCCUCUUCUAUCUAUCAUCUACUUUACCAGUUUCAUCAUAAUAAAUUACAUGAUAGUGAUAAAUAUGUAUAUAGCUAUCAUUUUGGAGAACUUCAAUCAGGCUCAUCAGGAAGAAGAGAUCGGGAUCGUCGAGGAUGAUCUCGAAAUGUUCUAUAUCCGGUGGAGCAAAUACGAUCCUCAUGCCACUCAGUUUAUUCGAUUCUCUCAACUUUCCGAUUUCAUCGCUUCUUUAGAUCCUCCUUUAGGCAUCUCGAAACCUAAUACCGUUGCUUUAGUGAGCUUCAAUCUGCCCAUCGCUAAGGGCAAUAAAAUCCAUUGUUUAGAUAUUCUACACGCGUUAGUUAAACACGUGCUCGGUCACGUGGAAGAGACUGAUAACUUUAGACAGUUACAAGAACAAAUGGAUAUCAAAUUCAAGAAACAGUUUCCGACGCGAAAAGAGCUGGAAAUUGUUUCCUCGACUCGGAUUUGGAAACGGCAAGAUAAGGCCGCUAGGUUGAUCCAGAAAACCUUCCGAGACUACGUAAAGCGCAAGAAAGAGCGCGAACGUGUGCAGGAAGAGGUGGACGAGAUGACGCAGACUUCGUCCCCUGGAGGCGGGUGGCAGGGGCGUCUGUCCGCUUUCCUGCAUGUGCAUCGAGGGAGUCGCGCCUCUUCUCGCAAGUCCUCUAGGGCCUCUGACGCGAGCGACCUCAGCGAGCUAGGCGGACCGUGGCUGAAUUUGCCGCUGCUGUUGCUCUCAAGCGCCACCAACAUGGACCCAGAGGAGCUGGAUUUGACGCGCGACGCCGCCGAUGUAAACAUAAAGGUAAGCGAGGCCACCCCCGAGGCCACGACGCCGGUGACCGCGGUGCCACCGGCGCGCCGCCGAAGCAUCUACAAUUUCCCGUUCUUCCUACGUCAUCAAGACGCGGUGGAAAAGUCGGACGACUCGGCCUCGCCGCCAACGUCUAAGCGCUCGACGCAGUCACUUCACCCGGCGAUGGCCGAGGACCCUAAGCCAAAGCGGGGCAGCAUCAUUCGAAGAAAACGGGUAGGUUCGGUCAAGGCCAGACCGACGGGGGGCGGCAUCACGCCCGCCCACAGGGCCGAAUCCGAACCACUUAACAGUGCGGACGUUAGUAUUUUAGUGACGGAAGCCUCGCCAGAAGCACCCAUCCUUAAGCCUCCUCUGCAACGACAACAGAGCGAGGCCACCGUUGUUCAAGUGUUAGUUCAUAGGGAAAGUGAGGAGUACAAUCAGGACGAUGACGAAGCCACACCCACAAUUAAAGUCACUAACGAGGACGUUUGUGAUACCGACUUGACACAGGUGACGGACACUGACGCGAAUAACCAAAACGGUAACACCACAGAUAGCUGAUCUGAACCCGCACACACCGAACUAUUGCAAUAAUUAUUAAUUGUAGAUUAGGAAGUGUAGGAACAGGCGUCGUUUCGACCAAAUACAUCCCUGGUUUGUGAAAACCAACAUUUCACAAGUAGUACGAACACAAUUUAUUUUCGGCAAAAUAAUCUGCUUAGGGCAGUUGUAAUUUUUACAACGGAACACCAGCAUGAUUUUUUAGAAGCUAGUAGUAGCUUUGGCAUAUUUAUAAAUUUCUAGAUCAUGCAAUGCCUGCAAUUGUCCCAAAACCAAAAGAACUCAUAUUUUUGGCACUCUGAUCUCUGAUUGUUGUAAAAUAAUAAUCACCACAAGUUUAACAAAACUUAUCAUAAUAAGUAUGCAAUAAGAACUCAUUUCAAGCAGAUAAAUACUUAUGCUAAUAUAAAAUAGUAUAAAAAUAAAGUUAUUAAAAGGUGGUGGUCAACUUUCAACUACAGAUGUAUAUCACUAGAAAAAAAAAAAGAAUGAAAACCUCACUAAUAACCAAUUAUAUCACAAAUGAAGUUCUUUUGAUUUCUGGACUCUAAAUGGUAGAUUAUCAAAAUUGUUUUUUUAUUCAUUAAAUUACAGGUUUGCUUAGUGCUUUUCUUCAAUUUUAAAAUAAAUUAUCACAUUUCAAAAUAACUACGACGCCUGGUCCUGUCCACAAUUUUUUUAUUUUGUAUAAUUAGGAAUUACUUUUUUAAGGUUAUUGUAAAAAGAAAAAUGAUAAAGCGAAUUAAUUCUAAUUCAGAUGCUUUGGGCAUAUUGUACAUAAAACAUGAAAACAAGAAAAAAUAUGAAUUUUUGAAACAUGUAGAUAUAGAUCAUUAUGAAAUGAGUGAGUUUAUAAUCUUUUGAAUCUGAAGUUUGUAUAGUUAAGAGAAUUAAUCAAUAACUUAACGUACAGGUUAUUAUUAAGUCAAUUAAACUCUAAACUAUGACUAUAUCUCUACAAAAAGAGACAUCGUACAAUCAGUAGCAAAAAUAAUAUGUAGCGUUUAAGGAUAAUAAAUAAUUUAGCAUGACAUAUUUUUGUUGGCGUUAUUUUAAUAGUCAUAAAAGAUGUGUAAAUAUAUGUUGACAAUAUAACUGUACAUUACUCAAAGGCCUACACAAAAAGACUACAGUUUUUGUACGCUUUUUCGUCCUCCAUUUAACCUCUGUUCGUUUUCUCUCUCACCAUCAUCGUAACAUAUCACUUAUCAACUAUUUUUCUGUACAUAGCAGCUUAAAUGGAGGUACGAAAAUGCAACCAACACGAUUGUUACCACAUUUAAAAUAAGAUAUUUAUUGCGCUAUUAUCAGUUGAUUAGAAACACUCAGAGCCAAAAUUUUCAGAUCCUGUACUUUUAGUUGGAAAUGAAACUUGUUCUUCCUAACAUUCUUCUUUAACAUAUGUCCAAAAUUUAGUUUUUGUUCGCUUGUUGACAAAAUUAAAGCUAAUCAGGGGGCCAGACGUGUGCAUUGAAACAGUAGUGUACAUAAAACUGAUCAUGUAGAGAACAACUUUACUUUAUUGCUUGAAAAUAAAAUUAUAACUUGUUUAUAUGAAAAAUUUCUUCUUCCUUACUACAUGCUAAAAAAGGUUUUAUUCAUUGUGAUAUUGUGUAUCAAAGACGGGUCCCAACGGAAGGAUCAACCUCCUCCCGUCAGGACUUUCAUAAAUUGUUACAAACGUAUUGUUGCAUUUUAUGAGGCAGGUUUGAAUAAAGUUUAUUGCCAAAAUAUUUAAUAAAUGUAUAUAAUCGCCAAAGUUAUGGGGCCGCGUGCCUGAAACUGCGUUUCGACACGCAGCUUUUGCUGUUUUGUUAGCUAUUUAUAUUGCUAGUGAUAACGUUUACCUAGAUUGCCUUCAUCAGAUAUUUUAAAUAUCAUUGUUAAUUUUAAUAUAGUAGCAGAAACACUAGAGUAGACUUGUGUACAAAUCUUUAAAUUGUCAAAGUUAUAGCUUUUAAAUUAAAAAUAAAACCAAAUU